AUGGCCGCACCAGCCACCCUUCCAGCACUGCUGGAUUCUUUAACGAAAUCAAUUUCGUCUACACUAGACGCCGCCCCCAAACUGGCUGAUGUCGAACUUCCCAAAGAUGGCAUUUCACUCCUCGAUGUGAAGAACGAACUGCUCCUCUCGUACCUACAGAACCUAGUUUUCCUCAUUCUCCUCAAAUUACGCCAUUCAAAAAACGGAAGCGAAUCUAGUUCAAGCGACGAGGCACAAAACCUGGACGACCUAGUCGUCGCCAAACUUGUCGAAUUAAGAUUGUAUCUCGAGAAAGGCGCACGCCCGCUAGAAGACAAACUUCGUUUCCAAAUCGACAAGGUUCUCCGGGCAGCAGACGACGCGGAACGCAAUGCCAAGGCAGCGGAGGAAGCAUCGAAGGCAAACGGUGGCGGGAGCGAUUCCGAGUCCGACAACGACGACGAAGAUGAGGACGACUCGGAUGAAGACGAAGACGCGGUAGCGACCAACGGGCGGCAAAUCGCCGACCUUCAACACCGCCCCAACCUAAGCGGUUUCCAACGCCCCGCCGUUCCAACCUUCACCGGCAAAGAAACCAACGCAGCGGGCGUCUACCGCCCUCCCAAGAUUGCGCCAGUCUCGAUGCCUACGACAGAACGCCGCGACAGAGCGAGCGGAGACCGCCGACCGAUCAAAUCCGCCACCCUCGACGAGUUCAUCGCGGACGAGAUGUCCACUGCGCCGAUCGCCGAACCGAGUAUCGGCACGACGAUUGUCAACUUCGGUCGCAAGAUCAAGACAGCCUCGGAGCGGCGCAAGGAGGACGAGCGGCGCGAUUACGAAGAGGGUAAUUUUGUGCGCCUGCCGAAGGAGAGCAAGAAGGACAGGGCGAAGCGGGCCAAGUCGGAGGGCGGUGCGCGCCGGAUGAACUUUGGCGGUGAGGAGUGGCGGGAUCUGAGCGAGGGUGUUGAUCGGAUCAGUCGGUUGACACAGGGGAAGACUUCUGGGCGUGGGACUAAGGCGUUGUUAGAGAAGAGUCGGAAGAGGGGUCGCGAUACGGCGGAUGGGCCUCGUGGCAGUGGUGCGGGUAUGGGUGAGCGGUAUGAGAAGCGACUGAAGGUGCUGGAGUCGGGGCGUGGCACGAGAGGAAAGGGUCGGUAA
Molecule: messenger RNA, 1140 nt
Organism: Dichotomopilus funicola
Lineage: Eukaryota; Fungi; Ascomycota; Sordariomycetes; Sordariales; Chaetomiaceae
Exons: 1
Coding region: 1-1140 (379 amino acids)
Biological process (GO): maturation of SSU-rRNA from tricistronic rRNA transcript (SSU-rRNA, 5.8S rRNA, LSU-rRNA)
Cellular component (GO): nucleolus; small-subunit processome
Source: RefSeq, a predicted model, not a curated record